CUGAUCGAAAAAGCCGGCAAAGCACGUCUAUACUCGUCAAGAUGGUCUUCAUCCUAGGCGUCAACUUCCCUGAGCGGAACCUCGUCAAGAAAUCCCUCGAAGCCUUCUUCGGCAUCGGCCACAACACCUCCUCGCGCCUCCUCUCCCGCUUCUACAUCAACCCAACCUGCAAAGUCGGCGAGCUAGCCAACAAGCAGGUCCUGGACAUCACGGCCGCGCUUUCCGACAUGAAGAUUGAGAAUGACCUACGCAGACAGAAUCUGGAUGAUAUUAAGCGGUUGAAGGAGACGGGGGCUUAUCGCGGACGGAGGCAUGCGUUGGGACUGCCGGCUCGGGGGCAGAGGACGAGGACACAGAUUAAAACGGCUGUUAAGCUAAAUCGGAUGGAGAGAAGGUUGUGAUUUGGGGGUUGUUUUUUGUUGGGUUGGGUUCUGUGUCUUGGGUGAUAAAUUCCCCGUUAUGAGGGCAUGGAUGGCGUUAUUUCUUUGUAUUUGUUUCAUG
Aspergillus glaucus CBS 516.65 is the source of this 501-nucleotide messenger RNA. Its product is annotated as mitochondrial 37S ribosomal protein uS13m. Gene Ontology annotation, biological process: translation. Bases 42 to 401 code for a protein of 119 amino acids. Gene Ontology annotation, cellular component: small ribosomal subunit; mitochondrion; ribosome. The record is from RefSeq and is a predicted model, not a curated record. Gene Ontology annotation, molecular function: RNA binding; structural constituent of ribosome. The transcript has 4 exons. NCBI's taxonomy places the organism in Eukaryota, Fungi, Ascomycota, Eurotiomycetes, Eurotiales, Aspergillaceae.